AUCGCGUUCACUUCGGACAUUUUCCGCGUUUGCGGUGUCGGUGACGACGUCAAGGUACGUUAUUGUACAUAUUACUGUCAGUUUACGGAGUCUACACGUUUUUGCAAUGAAGAGCGAAGACGUUUUUGUUCCGCUUGAGGACGUUAAACCCGUCGUGGAGCCUGCAACGGCUCAUGCUGCGGUUCGGGCCUGGAACCCGUGGCCCCACCUGGAGGACUUCUUUGUCUUCAAGUCGGUGGAUAAGAGCAACAACAAACUCAUGUUUUUCCGCUGUGCCCUGUGCCAGCCCAAGCAGACAACCAUCAAGGCACACAUAUCGAGCCUCUACAACCUGAAGUCCCACGUUAGGAGGAACCACUCGGCCCAGAUCACCCGGUUCGAAGAGAGGAUCAAGGCCGGAUCCUCCCGCGGGAAACGCAGGGAAUAUCCUGGAAGCUCGCUGCAGCCAUUUGCAAUGAACACGUGCCAGCUUUCCCAGCCCACCAUCGGAGAGGCGUUUGGUCAGUCAGCUGCUGGCGUCCAUCAGUCUGUGGUGGACGCGAAGAUUGUGGACCUGUUCGUCUGCAACAUGCUGCCGUUGCAUGUGGUCGAGUCCCCCAGCUUCAUCCGCCUGAUCAAGACCCUGGACCCCAGCAAGACCUCCAUGUCGAGCCGCACCCUGGGCAGGAGGAUCUCGGCCAGCCAUAAGCAGCUGGAGGAGCAUCUUAUAAGAUUGUUGAAGGAUGUUCCCUGGGUGGCAACCACUGCAGACUGCUGGUCGGCUCACAACAGGUCCUACCUGGGGAUGACGGCACACUGGCUGGACCCCAAGACCCGCACAAGACAGUGCGCAGUCCUGGCCUGCUCUCAGCUCAGAGGGCAUCCUACCUUUGAUGUUCUUGUUGAGGCCAUGGUGGACAUCCACUACAAGUUCCACCUGCAGGACAAGGUGACCAGGACCACAACAGACAAUAGCAUCAACUUCGUCAAGGCAUUUGUACAGUUUAGCACAGAAGCGGAACUCUUUCCAGACAUUCCUGAACCUGCCGCUGAUUUUGACAUGGAUGUCAAGGAUGUGGAUAUGGACAUGGAUGCCAAGGCUGAGGCGAUGAACGAGGUGGAGCACAUCUCUGUUGAGUCUGCCCUUGAGGUGUGCAGUGGCCUGGGCCACGACCUGCCAGUGCACAUGAGGUGUGCAGCCCACACCUUCAACUUGGUAGCCAGCGUGGAUGCUGAAAAGGCACUUGCCAGCGCUCCAUUUAAGUUGGCCUACAGGAAGGCCAUGUCCAAGGCACAGGCGCUGUGGAACCAGCAGUGCCGCAGCACCGUGUCAGCGGACAGCAUUCUAGAUGGGUUGAACAGGAGGUUGGUAGUCCCCAACGAUACCAGAUGGAACUCCACGUAUGACUCUGUUGUUGUCCUCAAUAACCUCCUGCAGAAUAAAAGGGGAGCUGUCCACCGAGUGAUGACGCAGCUGAAACUGCAGAACUUCACUGAUUCUGAGGUCUGCUUCCUGAAGGAGUAUGCCCAGGUGAUGUCCAAUGUUGCCAAGGCCUUGGAUAAGGUCCAGGGAGAGGAUCAGGCCUAUCUCGGGAGCCUUCUGCCAACUGUAGCAGCAACCAUCAUGAAGUUGAAGGAGGUCAAGUCCAAAGGCCUCCUGUACUGCAGUCCUCUGGUAGACGCAAUCCUGGCAGGCAUCAUGAAAAGGUUUGGGCCCCUCUUUGAAGACGAGGAGUGCCAGCUGGCAGCUGCCUUCCACCCCAGGUUUCGCCUGUUCUGGCUGGAGAAGCAUAAUCACAGCCAGUUCAGCAGAGUAAAGAAGGCCAUGGAGACUGCUGUGGAGACGGCCCUGAGGGAGAUCAUUGUGGAGGGCAGCGGCGCUACCAGCAGUGAUGAGGAUGACGAAGAUGACUUCUUCAGCAGCAUCACACAGCCCCAGGAGUGCAGGAGCCACAGGUCAGUGAAGACCAAGGCGCAGAACUUGGUGAAGACCUGGCUGGAGGCCAGUUCGAAGGAGGUCCUGACUGACAUUGCCUUCUUGGGUGAGCAGGUGUUGGUGGACAUGUUUAUUAAGUACAACACAGCCAUCCCGUCCAGUGCUGUGGUUGGGCACCUGUUUUCUAUAGACAAGAACAUCUUGAGGGCCGGGAGAGCCACCCUGUCAGAUGAUGCCAGCUUUGAGAGGCUGGUCUUCAUACAGGGCAACAAGCAUCACCUCGAUGAGAUGGAGCUGCAGGAGGGAAAGUCAGAGUAAAUGCAGAAUACAUGUGUAUUUUUAUUUCUUAAUACUUUAUGUUUAAUAAACUGUAUGUUGAAUGUAAACUCAUUUAAUUUGUU
Thalassophryne amazonica is the source of this 2316-nucleotide messenger RNA. RefSeq lists its product as uncharacterized. The record is from RefSeq and is a predicted model, not a curated record. NCBI's taxonomy places the organism in Eukaryota, Metazoa, Chordata, Actinopteri, Batrachoidiformes, Batrachoididae. Bases 107 to 2233 code for a protein of 708 amino acids. The transcript has 2 exons.